This is a messenger RNA of Clonostachys byssicola, 480 nucleotides long. The record is from the annotation of a GenBank genome assembly. NCBI's taxonomy places the organism in Eukaryota, Fungi, Ascomycota, Sordariomycetes, Hypocreales, Bionectriaceae.
AUGGCACCUCUGUUAGACACAAUUAUCGGAACCUGGGAGCUCCUAUCCUAUGACAUGGUAGUGUCGUCAGAAUCUGGAGAGACGGAGGUCCGCAAACUGGGAGGAGAAACACCUCUUGGGCGAAUCGUGUUUACGCGAGAUCAGUUCAUGUCAGCUCAUGUGACUGAUCCCAGAGCUACUAGCCCAACUAAAGACGGGGCCUGGUUCCAAGCACGUGACGAGGAAGUCCUUCGUGCUGCGCGGCCUCAUGUGUCGUAUUGCGGUCAGUUCAGGCUUUUCCAUGAGGGAGAGAGUGAUUAUCUUGCUACUACGGUUCACGUCGCUUUAGACCCAAAUUGGGUUGGAUCCGAACAAGUCAGGAGGGUUGAGAUCAGUCACGACGACGGACGUGGGCUAAUGACUCUGCAUCCUACACAGGAGUUUCUCCUAUCGGAUGGCAAGAAGUCUACGGCAAGCCUAACUUGGGUGAAGCUAUUUUAG